CGAAAACGCGUCAUCAUACUUUGCGGGAAAACACACUUGCAAUCACCGUCUUUGCAACUCACCAGGCUCUUCGCGGUUUCACCAAAAGACAGGUUGAAAUAUUGAUCAUUUCAGUCAUCAAAGCAAUCCACAUCUAAUGAGUGGAGGUGACACGGCAGCUGUCGUUGCCGUAUCGGCCAAUCACCCUGCCGAUCUCAGCUUAUGGUUGGAUACUACUCAGCAAGUAGCGAACGCUCUGGAUUCCAAGCUGCAAGUUGAGAAUUUUUAUCAGAAUGGAACACGUCCUGAUGGUCGUCUGUUUCAUCAAACGCGGCAAACGAAUAUUCAACGAGGGAUUUUGAAUAACGCAUGCGGAUCUUCGCUGAUUAAAUUGGGAACAACGCAGGUCCUGGCGGCAGUUACGUAUCAAGUUGGACAACCAAUUGUUUCCGGAUCGAGUGGUGGCUCCGGGGAUGACUCCAACAAGACAAAAGGGGAUAUAGUGAUCGCCGCGGACAACGGGAGCGUCGAUGCGGUCUUGCAAUCGUGGCUUCAACGGCUCUUGCAGGACACCAUUGAUCUUGAGCAACUAUCAAUCGUUCCUCAGGCGGCUUUUCGUUUGAUCGUGACCGUACAGGUUCUCAAUGUGGCCGGCAAUCUGAGGGACGCUUGCUGGUUAGCAUGUGUGGCGGCUUUAUUAGAUACGAAACUUCCGUCAAACACUGUCUAUGAAGCUGGCAAAGUGUGGCUAAAGGAUAACGACGAUACUGCUGAUGCCAAUACUGGCACUAAAUCACUGGAACUUCCCGUCUUGCCGAUUUCGUUAACAAUGGGAGUGUGGUCCACCAUUGAAGCGGGUAUGGUGCACAUGGUCGACCCGACAAUAGAAGAAGAAGAAAGUCUGUCAGGGAGCUUGACGAUAAUUGUCAAUGCUCGACAGCCGGAGGAAGUGUUGUCCGUGGAUUUUUCGUCGCUGACGCCAAUGACAAGGACCGACCUCGCUUUGGCGAUCAAAAUGGCAAUAGGGCGAGGGACAGAGCGUAAGAUCGAUGUCUGGAAUGAUAGUCGCAAGACACUCCAGGCACUCUUAAAAAAGUUGAAGCGCACUUUGGGAGAGAAUUCAGAGUCUGGAGAAAAGGACCGAGACUUUGCAUUGUCAUUCUCUUGCUGCAAAAAAACGACGGCAAGAACGAGACAAACGGUUCGUUCGGGAAGCUGCACGGAUACAAUGGAGGCGAAUCCCAUCAUUCUCGCCGCUGUGGAAGGCGGGGGAACAUCGUUUCGCGUCGCGGUCUGUCGCGUACCACACGAGCAUACCAAGGACAGUGGCACGGCAUCGCCAUGGCCGGAAAUCCUGGCCCGCACCGAGAUCGAUUCCAGUCACGAUCAUCCCCUCGUCACGUUACGAGCGUGUGUAGACUUUUUCGAAGCUUACAAGCCCGUCGGCGGUUACCACGCGCUGGGUAUCGCGUGUUUUGGACCGCUCGGUGUGAACGUGGCCCGGGUGGAGGACUACGGCCGAAUAUUGGCAACGUCCCCCAAGGCUGCAUGGCGUGGCGUAGACUUGCUGACCCCCCUGGCUACGUGUUGUCGGGGCGAUACGCAUGCGCUCGUGACACGUGUAGAUACCGACGUGAAUGCGCCGGCCCUGGCCGAGUACUAUCUCGCAACGCAACGAGUGAAGCACCCGGGUGCGGUAGCCUAUCCUGUCGACGACGCCGUCACGUCGGCAUCAUCAGAAAUAUCCAGUAUUGCUUACGUGACGGUCGGAACCGGCGUCGGGGUUGGUUUGGUUGUGCACGGUCAGCCAGUACACGGUCGGAUGCAUCCGGAAGGAGGCCACGUUGCGGUACAACCCUUAGCCAACGACGUGUUUCCCGGUUAUUCCUGGGGUCAGAAGAACUGUCCGUACGAAGGAGUACACACAGUAGAAGGUCUAGCCUCCUCCGUGGCCCUGACUGAGCGGCUGGCGCAACUACAACAAAUUCCAACGCCCUUGUCCCGGAGUGUCCUGGCCUCUCUACCGGAUGAUCACGAAGUAUGGGAUCACGCGGUGAACGCGUUGGCGAAUUUGUGUGUGACGCUGCUGUUGACAUUGUCCAUGGAGAAGAUUGUGAUGGGCGGUGGAAUCCUUCGACGAGCAUUGUUGUUGCCCCGCAUUCAGGCACGGACGGUGGAGUUGUUGAACGGCUACUUGCCCUUACCGGAGGACAUGUCGACACUGAUUGCGACGAGUUCGUUCGGAGACGACAUUGGCUUGAUUGGUGCCAUGGUGUUGGCGCAAUCGAGUCUACAACUCAACGAGCAUACCCGCGAAUCACGAAAGCGACACGAAACGGUGAUGAAGCAAACGGCAUUCAAACACGGACUUUGGCACGGAAUGCUGGUGGGCGCUGUCGGUGCAGCCUUGGUAUGCAAAUACGUGUGGUACGGACCGCGGACUCGAAAGUAA
This is a messenger RNA of Phaeodactylum tricornutum CCAP 1055/1, 2431 nucleotides long. RefSeq lists its product with no specific name. The transcript has 3 exons. The record is from RefSeq and is a predicted model, not a curated record. Bases 137 to 2431 code for a protein of 764 amino acids. Lineage: Eukaryota; Bacillariophyta; Bacillariophyceae; Surirellales; Neidiaceae.